Auanema sp. JU1783 is the source of this 651-nucleotide messenger RNA. The record is from the annotation of a GenBank genome assembly. Lineage: Eukaryota; Metazoa; Nematoda; Chromadorea; Rhabditida; Rhabditidae.
AUGUCCAGCACAGUCGCCACGAGUAUGAUACGAAGGCGGAACUCCACCAACUCAGAGGAUUUGCAGAUCUCAAAAAGUGUUUCAGAAGAACUGAAGAAAUAUGAGGAAAAUAACAUAUUGAUGUUAGAAAACUUCAAGCGCGACAUCAAAAAUAAUGCUAGAGGAUUGGAAAUGAAAAUGGAGAGCAUUGAAACAUCUUUAAAGAAUGAUGUGAAAGGGUUAGAGAUGAAAAUGGAUAACAUAGAAGCUCGUUUGAUGGAAGAGGUGAAGGGUCUUAAAGGAGAGAUGACGGGAUUGGAGGGGAGGCUGAAGGGAAGGCUGGAGGGGAUAGCACACAAAGUAGCAGUUUACGCUGCUUUAGUUGGUAUACUGCUAGGUAUGGUCCUUAAUUGUGCAUAUGACUUAACGAAGGCGAAUGAGCAAAGCCGUUUGGAGAAGUCCCAGGUGAAGGGUUUCAAGGGAGACAUGACAGGAUUGGAGGGAAGGCUGGAGAAAAGGCUGGAAGGCAUAGCCCACAAGUUAGCUGUGUAUGCUGCCUUUGCUGGGGCUGUUCUAACUUUGCUGCUGAAAUAUAUCCUUGAAAAUGUAACAGCGUUCACCCAUACCAAACCAAGUCUGCGAAAUGACGGCGAUAAUAGAAAAACGAUGUAG